Molecule: messenger RNA, 1776 nt
Organism: Magallana angulata
Lineage: Eukaryota; Metazoa; Mollusca; Bivalvia; Ostreida; Ostreidae
Exons: 2
Coding region: 98-1702 (534 amino acids)
Biological process (GO): positive regulation of DNA-templated transcription
Cellular component (GO): nucleoplasm; chromatin
Molecular function (GO): ubiquitin-protein transferase activity; zinc ion binding
Source: RefSeq, a predicted model, not a curated record
CCAUAUUUCAAAGUGAAAGGAAGUUGCACCUCUCUAAAUGCUAUAACAAGGUUAAUACGCGGGUGUACAUGUAGUUAGUACGAUCGGUAAAAAAAACAUGGACAUCACCCAAUAUGACAAUACACCUACUCUCAGUAAGUCGUGUCAAUCUCCUGAAAAACACCAUAACAGUCACGGGCACAUUGACCUUUGCUUCACGUGCAUUCCAAUGCACUCGAAGAACCGUGCAAAUGGACACGCAAUUGGCGAAAUCACGAACAAAUCGGGGAAAUUCUUACUGCCUGAAUGCACUUCUCACGAGAAAAAUCGCUGCGAGAUGUACUGCCGAGAGUGCGGCCAACCAGUAUGUGCACAGUGUGCUACAAGUGCACAUCAAGCACAUGACGUCACUGAAAUCGAGACUGUUCUUGAAGAUUUAAAGGAACGAAUCAGCCAUGACGUUAAGGAACUAGAAGAAAACGUUGCUCCAAAAUUUCGUCGUUUCGGAGCUGGCUUUCAUUCUGUCGAUUUCGACGCCAUCAUCACUGCCAUACACGAACAGGAAGAAAAAAUGUGCCAAGUUGUGCGAGACAUUUGCAACCAACUACGCGAUAAAGUCAACCAACAAAGGAGGGAAUCGAAAAGAAAGCACAAAGAUACCCAGUUGUUGGCAUCGAAAACUGAGAAAGAACUUCACGAGUUUAUCCAUUACAGUAAAACUAUUCUGAAAUCUAACAAUGCAUCAGCUAUCAUUAACUACAGAGGUAGACACAAACAGUUCAGGGAUGGACCUAAACUUGCGUGUCCACAAUUUAUGCCAGGCAUUAUCAAAAAGGAGCAGAUUUCAGAAAUGGUCGGGUCACUCCUCCGCAGCGCUGAACUAGACCAACCGUCAAGUCAGAUGAAAUUGUUGGACAACCCAGAAGUACUGACUACAAUUCAGAGUCCGUAUGCAUCUCAUCUUCAUAGAGUUUUGUGUGGAAACGCAGAAUCAGAUACCAUCUGGGCAUGUGGGAAUGACUCAAAAAUACAUCAAAUGGAUGGAGAUGGAUGCGUUUUAAAAGCUUUCAGUGCAGCUAGCCAUGUGUGCGCUAUGUCGUUAAAUGAACGUCAGGAACUGGUAUUUUCUGUCCAUUGGUCCGACACUAAAAUAUAUAUCUUCGACGGUUAUACAGUUCAGACUUUAAUAGACCUACGUCUGUGGUGUCCCAGGGGACUCUGUCACUCCAAAAAUGGCGAUCUCUUGGUGAGCAUGCGCACUUUGGACGAGAGUCAAAGUAGGGUCGUGCGAUACUCGGGCGCCAUGGAAACGCAGGUCAUCCAGAAUGACCGACACGGGAAACCGUUGUUCUCCGUUGAGGACACUGCCGUGCUUCUUUUGGCCGGAAACGGAAACGGAGACGUCUGCGUUGCCGACCACGCAGCGGAAACCGUGGUUGUUGUGGAUACAUCCGGGGAAUUGCGGUUCGAGUAUCGCGCGUAUCUCUCCCCGAGGUACAAACACGAGGUGUUCUAUCCGUCCAAAAUCUCUACAGACGUCAACUGUCAAAUUCUCGUCAACGACAGCGCGAACGACAUUGUCCACGUCAUAGGUAGUGACGGUGGUUUUAUCCGGUAUAUCGAGUAUCCGUGUAAUGGAGGUUUGAGUGUUGAUAUUGACCAUAAUCUAGUCGUUGGGGAUGAAUUAACUGGAAUAAUACGGGUUAUCAAGUAUCUGCAAUGAUUUUUGUAAUAAGGACAUGAUUGUUUUAGUGUGUAAAUUAAAUUCACCUUCGCUAGCCAAGGGUUUUCGGUCCA